AUGGAUCAGGACGAUUUAACAGAGAAGUUAUUCACGUUAUGUAAGAAUAUUUUUGUUGAUGACUGUAAUAGUGUUUAUGAAUCCAUUAAAAGUCUACAGGUUUCUACGGAUUUAUUAUCUUCCGUCUUGAUAGAUGUACUUGUGGCUAUCGAAGUUCAAGCAGAAACUGAUAAGAAUGCUGAAAAUAAGCAAAAGUUGAUAGAAUUUUCCCAAUUGAUCUCAGACAAGCUCAUUCCUCGAGAUGUCUUAGCCAUGGAGCUAGACUGUUUAGAAGCUGCAACUAUGGCUAACAAACAACAACUCGUUAGAUUAAAAACCAGAUUAUAUUUCAAACAAUCUAAAUUCAACUUACUACGAGAAGAGAGUGAAGGAUAUGCUAAACUAAUAACAGAACUUCUGGAGGCUGGCUCCACUUCUUCCAAAGAUUUACAAACUCGUCUUUUGUGUCUAAUAGGACAAUUUAAUCUCGAUCCUAACCGUGUGACAGAUAUUGUGAUGGAAUGUUUCGAGCAUAAUCUUCAUCAGAAGAAUGCAUUUAUCACUUUGUUGAAAGAUAUCAAAGCUAAUGGAGAUUACUUGUGUACACUGCUUGGAUUCAAGUACACCUUCUAUCAAGGCGUGGGAAAGAUGACUCCCUUUUCAUUGUAUUCAGUUACUGCUGCCAUGAUACAAGUUGGCUUGAUAGAUCUCACCAAAGUAAUGUCUUUUAUGCAGCCGAAUGCUGAUGGCAUAAAAGAAACUCAUAAAGCCAGAGCAGCUAAUGCUAGUGCAAGAACCAAAAAGGCUGAAACCAUUAUGACUACUUCUUUGACCUCUGAGUCAUCUCGAAGUGGGCAACUAGAGACCCAUAAUGGAAAUGAUCAGAACAUCGUCGGUAUUGGUUUUGCCACUGUUGUUGCUUGUCAAGAUAAAGAAGAUGAUAGUUUGAUAGGAGAGCAUUCUGAAGAGCAUGUUCUCGGUACUAAUCAGAAACUGGGACUAAUUUGUGCUUUGCUGGAGCAUGGAGAAUGGACCCUCGCUAAACAAAUCAUUGAUAGGUUACCUGAGUACUAUGCUGUGCAAGCCAGUCGUCGUGUUUGUAAGGCGCUGUCUCAAAUGGUUGAUCAUGUGAUAACAGACUUCUAUCGCGAAAAAUGUUCGAAGGGUCUUCCUGGAUUGAGAAAAGAUCACAACAAAUGUUCUGACCUGACUGGGCUUUCAAAGGUUACUUCAUGGGCUGAGCUGGCAGGUUUCUCUGAAGUUCUAUGGUACUUGGGUCCUCGUUUGGCAUACUCGACUAUUACAAUGAUCAAGUUAUUGAGACUUAUCACGAAUUUCUUCCAAGAAAAAGAAAAUAUUCCGGACUCAGACACAAUGCUUCCAACUUUCUUUGACAUUGUUGAUGAAGUGCUCCUACCUGGUCUCUCUCUGAAUCCCUCAGCCCCUAACGCCGCGAUCUCUGAAGAAAUGUGGUUAUUGCUUCAAUUGUUCCCAUAUCAAUGGCGUUUCCGUUUGUAUGGAAGAUGGAAGACAGUUCACUCUUUCCGUCAUUCCGAGCUUAGUAUCUCCCGUGGUAAAAUCUAUGGACGAACUCGUUAUGUGUUGAAACGUUUGUCUAAGGAUACUGUAAAGGUGAUAGGGCGACAGUUAGGAAAAUUAUGUCAUAUCCAACCGAUUACUGUAUUUGAUUACUUGCUCAGUCAGAUUCAAUCUUUCGAUAAUCUAAUUCAACCUGUUGUAGAGAGUAUCAAGUUCUUAACUAAUUUGGAAUUUGAUAUCCUAGCUUAUUGCAUAAUUGACCAGUUAGCCAAUCCUGAUAAGCAGCAGCUAAAGUCUUCGGAUGGAAACAUCAGCUCUUGGCUUCAAGCUUUAGCCACACUUAUAGGAGCUGUUUGUAAAAAGUACACUGUUGAUCUCGCAGGAAUUCUGAACUAUGUCGCAAAUCAAUUAAAGAAUGAAAAGAGCUUCGAUUUAAUCAUUCUGAGAGAAAUUAUUCAAAACAUGUCUUCAGUAGAAAGUAUUGUUUGUGCUACGCAGGAUCACUUGGAUGCUCUACAGGGUGGUGAAGUUCUAAGGCUGGAGGCUGGUGGCUUCUCAAGUGUUCGAAACAAACGAGCUUCUGGUCGUUUGAAAGAUGCUUUGCUAGAAGGCGAUCUCGCAGUUGGUGUAUGUAUUCUUAUCGCUCAGCAACGUGAAUGCAUCAUUCAUAAUGACAGUUCUGAAUUGCCAUUGAAGCUGAUUGGUGAAAUGGUUGAUCAAUCUCGUGAUACCUUCAUGCAAUUUGGAACGUUCAUCCAAAAUAAUCUCAAGUUUGACGAGUACAGCAAACGCAUGCCUCUGAUCCAUGACUUAAUGAAUCAGUACAACGUUCCACUCGAGUCUGCCGCAUUCUUAUCGAGAUCUAUAUACAUGCAGAAAAUCAUUCAGUCAUAUGAUGAAACGAAGAAAGAGAGGAAACUGUUGGAAGCCGAAGGCAAGCAAAAGCUAGAUAUUCAACAGAAGUUCUUGUUCUUUAAAUCUGCUGUGGAUACAGAAGUAGAUCAACUGAUAGUUGAUAUAAAGCCUUGCAUUUCGGAAUAUGUCUGCAAUGAUAUUCCCAUGAAACUCUUUGUGGUUUUCUGGCUUCUAUCUUUGUAUGAUAUUGAUGUUCCAACACAAGCUUAUGACAAGGCUGUCGAAAGCAUAAGGAAGUCGAUAACAGCCAUCGAUGAGAAUAUGGGCAAGUCAAGAAGACAGAAAGAAGAAGACCGUCUGAAAACAACUGAGAAUAAGUUGAAGGAAGAACAGAGAAAGCAAAGCGAGCAUGUGGAAAGGGUUCGAAUGUGGUUGACUCAAGAAAGAGAAAACUUGUUUGGAUCUGGAAGAGCUCAGCAGACUAUUGGAUUCCUCCAGAGAUGUAUCAUACCACGUGCGCUUUUCUCUGAGCUGGAUGCAGUUUUCUGCGCCAAGAUUGUUAUUCUUUUCCAUCAACAGCGAACUACCUUCUUCCAAACUUUAGUUUUCAUAGACAAGACUUUCAACGAUAUACUCCCAUUGAUCAGUGGACUAACCGAGAAUGAGACAGCCUCCUUCGGAAGGUUCUUAGAAAUGAUUUUGAGUAAAACACUAACAUGGCAUGCUGAUAAGGCAGUGUUUGAUAAAGAAUGCGCUGGGUUCCCCGGCUUCACCACAAGGGUGUCUGGUGAUCCUCAACAAGACGGAUCCAUUCAGUAUGAUGGGUUCAGAAAAUUGUGUUUCAAGUGGCAGUCUCGACUGUCACAAGUUGUUAAUAACGUGUUAGCGAAGGAGAAAAAUGAUUAUAUUCCUCUUCGAAAUACUUUGAUUCUCAUGAGCAAGAUGACUCCAUGUUUCCCUAUUAUACGAGAACAUUCUACCAAAAUUGAAGAAGCUGCUCUACGAGUUCGUGAUUGGGAGAAAGGAACACGAGACGACCUUUCUCUGAAAGCUGCUAGUUAUGUCAGUUGCUUGAAGCGAAGAUCGGUCAAGAUGUAUGAUCGCGAACACUUCUCUCCAAUGGAUCCAGCGAAAAUAAAAGCAGCUAAACCCAGCCAAGAGAUCGCUCGGAAAAGGCAGUCGACGGCGCCUGCCAAUGAUGUCAAAAAAAAGAGUGCAAAGAUAGAAAAGGUAGAGACCGCUGAUGGAGCAGUGGCGGAAGAAGCACACGUCGAAGUAAAACGCGAAGAAAAAUCUGAAAAAGAAACUGAAGACGGCGAAGUUCCUCCAAGCCCUCCUCCGAAGAAGGUGCGUGAUUAG
Messenger RNA from Auanema sp. JU1783, 3732 nucleotides. Lineage: Eukaryota; Metazoa; Nematoda; Chromadorea; Rhabditida; Rhabditidae. The record is from the annotation of a GenBank genome assembly.